Molecule: messenger RNA, 675 nt
Organism: Colletotrichum acutatum
Lineage: Eukaryota; Fungi; Ascomycota; Sordariomycetes; Glomerellales; Glomerellaceae
Product: P-loop containing nucleoside triphosphate hydrolase protein
Exons: 2
Coding region: 1-675 (224 amino acids)
Source: RefSeq, a predicted model, not a curated record
AUGCCUGAAAUGAAAGUCCUCGUCCUGGGUCUCCCCAGAACAGGCACCCAAUCCCUUGCCGACGCCCUCGCAAUCCUCAAAAUCGCCCCCGUCUACCACAUGCGCGAAGUCGCCAAAAAUAUUCACCAAGACCUCUGGAUCGCCGCCAUAACCGACAACCUCCCCAUCUCCAACCCCAAAAAUCCCUGGUCAAACUCCCAAUGGGACGCCCUCCUCUCCCCCUAUGAAGCAGUCUCCGACUUUCCCCCCUCUCUCUUCCCAACCGCGCUCGCAAAAGCAUACCCUACAACCCCGAUUAUCUUAACAACCCGCCCCUAUGAGUUCUGGGCGUCUUCGAUGCGCGAUACUCUGAUCCACGCACACCUCCACCGGGAUCAGCACCAAAAGAAAUCGCCAAUGGAGGGGUUGGCGGACGCGUAUCACUCUGUCUGUUGGGACAACGACUUUGAGAAGAAUGGAGAGACGUAUUUUAAGAGGCACCACGAUGAGGUGAGGGCGUUGAAGACUGACGGGCGUAAGUUUCUCGAGUAUAGGCCUGGAGGCGGGUGGGAGCCGCUUUGUGCGUUUUUGGGGGUUGAGGUGCCGGAUGUGCCGUUUCCGAGGAGUGAUGAUUGGGUUGAGUACAAGAAGAAGGUUGAGCAGGACAGAAAGGAAGCUGGUGCUGUCGAUAAGUAG